Molecule: messenger RNA, 2761 nt
Organism: Myotis brandtii (Brandt's bat)
Lineage: Eukaryota; Metazoa; Chordata; Mammalia; Chiroptera; Vespertilionidae
Gene: VSX2
Product: visual system homeobox 2
Exons: 6
Coding region: 24-1079 (351 amino acids)
Biological process (GO): regulation of transcription by RNA polymerase II
Cellular component (GO): nucleus
Molecular function (GO): sequence-specific double-stranded DNA binding; DNA-binding transcription factor activity, RNA polymerase II-specific
Source: RefSeq, a predicted model, not a curated record
CGGCCCCUCCGAAGAGCCGGGAGAUGACGGGGAAAUCGGGGGAAGCGCUGAGCAAGCCCAAAUGCGAGACAGUGGCCAAGAGUACCCCGGGGAGCGCCCCGGCCAGGUGCACGGGCUUCGGCAUUCAGGAGAUCCUGGGCCUGAACAAGGAGCCCCCCAGCUCCCACCCGCGGGCUAGCGCCGGGCCUUGGCCUCUCUUACAACGAAAUCUGCUCCAAACCUCGGGAGCAGGGCGACGGCCUGGGCAGGGCCAGCCCGGGCUUAGGGAUGGGGUCGACCUCGCAGAAGGCUUCCCGGGGAGUCCGAAUUCUGAAGAUGUCUCCUCCAGCGACCGGAAAAUGCCCAAGUCAGCCUUAGCCCAGACCAAGAAGCGGAAGAAGCGGCGGCACAGGACGAUCUUUACCUCCUACCAGCUAGAGGAGCUGGAGAAGGCGUUCAACGAGGCCCACUACCCAGACGUCUAUGCCCGGGAGAUGCUGGCCAUGAAAACGGAGCUGCCAGAAGACAGGAUACAGGUCUGGUUCCAGAAUCGCAGAGCCAAGUGGAGGAAGCGAGAGAAGUGCUGGGGCCGGAGCAGCGUCAUGGCGGAGUACGGGCUGUAUGGGGCCAUGGUGCGGCACUCCAUCCCCCUGCCCGAGUCCAUCCUCAAGUCCGCCAAGGAUGGCAUCAUGGACUCCUGUGCCCCGUGGCUGCUCGUUCAAGAUGGCUUUCCCAGGCGCUUUUCUAAACCCGAAUACCAACACUUCUUUUUAGGAAUGCACAAAAAGUCGCUGGAGGCAGCAGCCGAGUCGGGGAGGAAGCCCGAGGUGGAGCGCCAGGCCCUGCCCAAGCUGGAUAAGAUGGAGCAGGAGGAGCGGGGCCCCGACGGCCCGGCGGCCAUGUCCCAGGAGGAACUGAGGGAGAACAGCAUUGCGGCGCUCCGAGCCAGGGCGCAGGAGCACAGCACCAAAGUGCUGGGGACUGUGUCCGGGCCCAACAGCCUGGCCCGGAACGCCGAGGAGCCCGAGGAAGAGGAGGCCAUGGACGAGGACAGGCCAGUGGAGAAGCUGAGUCCUCGGCAGCUCGAGGACGUGGCUUAGGUCAAGGGUCAAGGGUGCGCUGCCACUGGAGCCCAGGACUGCUCUCCUCCGGGCCUGUGGUGCCGGGAGGUGUCCUCCGAGGCUGGGCCCAGCCUGGCCUUUGCCACCCGCUCCCUGCCCCAUAGGCCCUCCAUGACCCCCGGGCGACCUCAGACACAGCUCAAUUCUGGCCAAGGCUUUGGACCACGCUGGUAUCCCCUUCCUAGUCUUGACCUCCUCAGCAUCCUCCUCAGCCCAACAGCCCUGCCUCGGAAGCCUUUCUGCUGCCCACACCGCCCCUCAAGCCGCUUUCACUCAAUCCCUGGCCACUCUCACUGUCCGGAUCUGCCCCUCACUGUCCUCUUGCUCUAGACCCUCUGCCCAGCUCUAACCCCCUGUGGAUUCUGCUCCCCCCAGGCCCACAGCCCAUUGCCUGCCUGGCCCUGUCAGGGGGAGGGGCCCUGCACUCCAGGGCCAAUGUCCUGAGCACCCCAGUCCUCAGCCAGUAACUUCCCCCCUCAGCCUGUCCCUUCCCGCGGGCCCGGACCUGGGCCUCCACCGUGUGAAUGUACUGCCCUGCAGGCCCAGGUACAACCUCUGCUCCACCCCAUCAGUGGGGCCCAGAGUCCAGAUUAAACAUGGGAGGGAAGACUCAGCCUGGGCCCCUCGGCCGCCCUCCGUGGUCACCCCGAGGAACCUGCCCUCUCCACGCCCCACCAUUCCUCCCAGCACCAGUGCCAGCCCCAUGUGAGAUGAUGUGCACCUGUAGUGAGUCCAGGGCCCGUGCCCUGCAGCCAGGGGCACCUCUCACCGAGUGGCUCUCUGCACUGCUGGGGGGACCACCCCCUCCACCAGGGCCCUUGGGCUGUGCUCUAAAGCACCGACUCCCCUGAUGAGCUGCCUGUGACCCUGACUUGCUGUGCAAGGCACCCUUUCCCUGGAGCUUCUCACAAAUUACUGGUUCGCAUGUGCCCUGCCUUGGAGCAACCCAAUCCAGCUAUUAAAUGAACACCUGGGAAGCCACAGACCUUGACCCAGUUUCACCCAGGUUGUCCUUGGAAGGCCAAGCCUGGAGAGGGCCUGGGGCUCUAUAUAGUCAUCAAGGGUUGAUCACAAGAAGGGAAUGAGAAAAGGCUCGAAGGAGGAAAGCAGGAGCCAGUGUUAGACCCAAACAACAAACUAAGCAAUGGGCGCGCGCCUUCAUGCCAGGUGCGUGCAUAGGUGCAUGUCCGCUAGAAUCAGACGGACAGUGAGCACAUGGAGCAGGGGGCAAAAGGUUUCUUCCCGUCUGCUGAGAGGACCUGCCCGUACUGGUGGCCUCUGCAGCUGUCCCCCCACCCCCAGGCCAGGUCAUGUCCCCCUCACCCCAUCCCAUUUCCUUACCAUCCCACCACUUCUGCAGGGAAUACCUCAUGAAAGGCCUGAGACAGUGAAUUGGGAUUUUAACUCCCUAUUGCAAGUUGAUUUCUUCUUCAUUCCAUUCACAGAACUUUCGCCCAGUUCUCGUCUUUGCCCCCUGUUGGUUUGAAGUGUUAGACUGUAGCCCCUGGUGUGUAAAUAAUGUACAUAGAGUGAGAAGAAAGAGCCUUGAUAUUGAGGUGUUUGAAAUAUGGAACUGUAAUAACUUCUAGGUAUUCUAAACCUGUGAUUUCUGUGCCAUUUUCUGUAAAGAUACAAGUAAGAAUAAAAUUGAUGUAAAAACA